This is a messenger RNA of Pezoporus flaviventris, 780 nucleotides long. Its product is annotated as CD48 antigen-like. Bases 1 to 780 code for a protein of 259 amino acids. Lineage: Eukaryota; Metazoa; Chordata; Aves; Psittaciformes; Psittacidae. The record is from RefSeq and is a predicted model, not a curated record. Gene Ontology annotation, biological process: T cell activation. The transcript has 4 exons. Gene Ontology annotation, cellular component: external side of plasma membrane.
AUGGCGCAGGCUGGUUCAUGGGGUCCUUGGGGAGCCACUGCACGUUGGAGUUUGGGUUUGGAUGCAGACAGCAGAGUGGUGCUGCUUUUCUUCCUCUGCAUCACGCAAGCAUCCCAGGCACACCAGAAGCCACCAUUAGAGGUGGUUGGGGCCGUUCACGGGGUGGCAUAUCUCAGUCCGAGCCUGCAAAGCAAAAUCUCCUACCACGAAGUCCAUUGGCGCCGCAAUAACAACUUGAAACUGGCCGGCCGGGACGGCAGCGGGGAGGUCUGGUACUGCAACAACAGCUACUGGGGGCGCCUGGAGCUCUUCUCCAACAACACCCUGAAGAUCAGCCGCCUGCAGAAGAGCGACAGCAGCGUGUACCAGCUGUACAUGGAGGAUGAGACGGGCAAGGGGCUCACUGAGAGCGUCCUCCUGACGGUGUACGAGCUGGUCCCAAAGCCCACUGUGAAUGCCAAAGUGAUCAGAGGUGACCUGGAGCAGUGCGAAGCAACCCUGGAGUGCUCAGUGGGGCUCGAAGCAGUGACCUAUGAGUGGAUCUCCCACUCCAAGAUCCAGAUGAAGCGUAUCAGUGCUUCUGAGCUGCACGUGCUCCUCAGCUCCUCACCAGAUACUUACACCUGCAAGGUCAGCAACCCCGUGUCCUCCAACAACGCCUCUCUGAUCUACACGCACCCGUGCUCCUGGACAGGUGAGUCUUCCAGUGCUGCCUCCUGCACCACCACCAUCGUGCUCGUGGCCCUGGCGCUCCACCUCCUCCUCCUCACUCUGCCUUAA